Candida albicans SC5314 is the source of this 4500-nucleotide messenger RNA. It is a transcript of the gene CDR2, whose product is annotated as Cdr2p. The record is from RefSeq and is a predicted model, not a curated record. Bases 1 to 4500 code for a protein of 1499 amino acids. Gene Ontology annotation, cellular component: membrane. Gene Ontology annotation, molecular function: ABC-type transporter activity; ATP binding; ATP hydrolysis activity. Lineage: Eukaryota; Fungi; Ascomycota; Pichiomycetes; Serinales; Debaryomycetaceae. Gene Ontology annotation, biological process: xenobiotic detoxification by transmembrane export across the plasma membrane. The transcript has a single exon.
AUGAGUACUGCAAACACGUCUUUGUCGCAACAGCUAGACGAAAAGCCAUGGGUGGAUGCACUGGACAAUUCAUCAGUUCAAGAAUAUCAAGGUUUUGAUGCUACUGCAAGUCACAACAUCCAAGAUUUAGCCAGAAAAUUGACCCAUGGUUCUACAAAUGGUGAUCACCAUUCUGCAAAUGAUUUAGCUAGAUAUUUGAGCCACAUGUCCGACAUACCUGGUGUUAGUCCAUUCAACGGCAACAUUAGUCAUGAACAAUUAGACCCAGAUUCCGAAAAUUUCAAUGCCAAAUACUGGGUGAAAAACUUGAAAAAAUUAUUUGAAUCUGAUUCUGAUUAUUAUAAGCCAUCGAAAUUAGGGGUUGCCUAUAGAAAUUUAAGAGCUUACGGUAUUGCUAAUGAUUCUGAUUAUCAACCAACUGUGACUAACGCACUUUGGAAAUUUACUACUGAAGCAAUCAAUAAAUUGAAGAAACCAGACGACUCAAAGUAUUUUGAUAUUUUGAAAUCAAUGGAUGCCAUUAUGAGACCAGGUGAACUUACUGUKGUUUUGGGGAGACCCGGUGCUGGUUGUUCCACAUUGUUAAAGACCAUUGCUGUUAACACUUAUGGUUUCCACAUUGGUAAAGAAUCCCAAAUUACUUAUGAUGGGUUAUCCCCACAUGAUAUUGAACGUCAUUACCGUGGUGAUGUUAUUUAUUCUGCUGAAACCGAUGUUCAUUUCCCUCAUUUGAGUGUUGGUGAUACUUUGGAAUUUGCCGCUAGAUUAAGAACUCCACAAAACAGAGGUGAAGGUAUCGACAGAGAAACUUAUGCUAAACAYAUGGCUAGUGUUUAUAUGGCAACCUAUGGGUUAUCACACACAAGAAAUACUAAUGUUGGUAACGAUUUUGUGCGUGGUGUUUCCGGUGGUGAAAGRAAAAGAGUGUCAAUUGCUGAAGCUUCUUUGAGUGGUGCUAAUAUCCAAUGUUGGGAUAAUGCCACUAGAGGKUUAGAUUCUGCUACUGCUUUGGAAUUCAUUAGAGCUUUGAAAACUUCAGCAACUAUUUUAGAUACAACUCCGUUGAUUGCCAUUUAUCAAUGUUCUCAAGACGCUUAUGAAUUGUUCGAUAACGUUGUUGUUUUAUACGAAGGUUACCAAAUUUUCUUUGGUAAGGCUUCCAAAGCCAAAGAAUAUUUUGAAAAUAUGGGUUGGAAAUGUCCUCAAAGACAAACUACUGCUGAUUUCUUGACUUCCUUAACCAAUCCAGCUGAAAGAGAACCRUUACCAGGUUAUGAAGAUAAAGUACCAAGAACUGCUCAAGAAUUUGAAACAUUUUGGAAAAAUUCUCCCGAAUAUGCUGAAUUAACUAAGGAAAUUGAUGAAUAUUUUGUUGAAUGUGAACGAUCCAACACCGGGGAAACUUAUCGUGAAUCUCAUGUUGCCAAACAAUCCAACAAUACAAGACCUUCUUCCCCAUAUACAGUUUCAUUUUUCAUGCAAGUUAGAUAUGUUAUUGCUAGAAACUUUCUUCGUAUGAAAGGUGACCCAUCUAUUCCCUUGAUUUCAAUUUUGUCGCAAUUGGUGAUGGGCCUUAUUUUGGCCUCAGUAUUCUUUAACCUUAGAAAAAGUACUGAUACAUUUUAUUUCCGAGGUGGAGCACUUUUCUUUUCAGUAUUAUUCAAUGCCUUUUCUUCACUUUUAGAAAUAUUGUCGCUUUAUGAAGCUAGACCAAUUGUGGAAAAGCAUAGGAAAUAUGCUCUUUAUCGUCCAUCUGCUGAUGCAUUAGCUAGUAUUAUUAGCGAAUUACCCGUCAAGUUACUCAUGACCAUGUCCUUCAAUAUAGUCUACUAUUUCAUGGUCAACCUUAGAAGAACUGCAGGAAAUUUCUUCUUUUAUUGGUUAAUGUGUGCACUGUGCACUUUGGUAAUGUCCCACAUGUUCAGAUCCAUUGGUGCUGUUACAACCACUAUUGCUACUGCCAUGUCACUCUCCACAGUAUUUUUAUUGGCCAUGAUCAUUUAUGCUGGGUUUGUUCUUCCUAUUCCUUACAUAUUAGGAUGGUCCAGAUGGAUAAGAUACAUCAAUCCUGUGACAUACAUUUUUGAAUCACUUAUGGUGAAUGAAUUCCACGGUCGUGAAUUUGAAUGUGGACAAUAUAUUCCUAGUGGUCCUGGUUUUGAAAAUCUUCCGGUUGAAAAUAAAGUUUGUACAACAGUUGGAUCUACUCCUGGAAGCACAGUUGUCCAAGGUACCGAAUAUAUAAAAUUGGCUUAUCAAUUUUAUUCUUCACACAAAUGGAGAAACUUUGGAAUUACCGUUGCAUUUGCUGUUUUCUUCUUAGGAGUUUAUGUUGCCUUGACUGAAUUCAAUAAAGGUGCUAUGCAAAAGGGGGAAAUUGUUUUGUUUCUUAAAGGGUCUUUGAAAAAACAUAAAAGAAAAACUGCUGCUUCCAACAAAGGUGAUAUUGAAGCUGGUCCUGUUGCUGGCAAACUUGAUUAUCAAGAUGAAGCUGAAGCUGUYAAUAAUGAAAAAUUCACUGAAAAGGGUAGUACUGGAAGUGUUGAUUUCCCAGAAAACCGUGAAAUAUUUUUCUGGAGAGAUUUGACUUAUCAAGUUAAAAUCAARAAAGAAGAUCGUGUUAUUUUAGAUCAUGUUGAUGGAUGGGUCAAACCWGGUCAAAUUACUGCAUUGAUGGGAGCAUCUGGUGCUGGUAAGACYACAUUAUUGAAUUGUUUAUCUGAAAGAGUCACUACUGGUAUUAUUACUGAUGGUGAAAGAUUGGUUAAUGGCCAUGCCUUAGAUUCUUCAUUCCAAAGAUCAAUUGGUUAUGUCCAACAACAAGACGUUCAUUUGGAAACCACUACUGUUAGAGAAGCAUUACAAUUUUCUGCUUAUUUGAGACAAUCCAACAAGAUUUCUAAAAAGGAGAAAGAUGAUUAUGUCGAUUAUGUUAUUGAUUUAUUGGAAAUGACUGAUUAUGCUGAUGCCCUAGUUGGUGUCGCUGGUGAAGGUUUGAAUGUUGAACAAAGAAAAAGAUUGACCAUUGGGGUUGAAUUAGUUGCCAAACCUAAAUUGUUGUUAUUCUUAGAUGAACCAACUUCAGGGUUAGAUUCUCAAACUGCCUGGUCGAUUUGUAAAUUGAUGAGAAAGUUAGCUGAUCAUGGUCAAGCCAUUUUGUGUACUAUCCAUCAACCAUCAGCUCUUAUUAUGGCUGAAUUUGAUAAACUUUUAUUUUUACAAAAAGGUGGAAGAACGGCUUAUUUUGGUGAAUUAGGUGAGAACUGUCAAACCAUGAUCAAUUAUUUUGAAAAAUAUGGUGCUGAUCCAUGUCCUAAGGAAGCAAAUCCAGCAGAAUGGAUGUUACAAGUCGUUGGUGCUGCACCAGGAUCUCAUGCCAAGCAAGAUUAUUUUGAAGUUUGGAGAAAUUCUAGUGARUAUCAAGCYGUUAGAGAAGAAAUUAAUAGAAUGGAAGCUGAAUUAUCYAAAUUACCAAGAGAUAAUGAUCCAGAAGCKCUUUUGAAAUAUGCUGCACCACUUUGGAAACAAUACUURUUGGUCAGUUGGAGAACUAUUGUUCAAGAUUGGAGAUCACCAGGAUAUAUUUAUUCAAAAUUAAUAUUAGUCAUUUCGUCAUCAUUAUUUAUUGGGUUUUCAUUUUUCAAAUCGAAAAAUAACCUUCAAGGUUUACAAAGUCAAAUGUUGGCGGUAUUUAUGUUUUUCGUUCCAUUCACGACAUUUAUUGAUCAAAUGCUACCUUAUUUUGUUAAACAUAGAGCUGUUUAUGAAGUAAGAGAAGCUCCAUCGAGAACAUUCAGUUGGUUUGCAUUUAUUGCUGGUCAAAUCACUUCAGAAAUUCCCUUUCAAAUAGUUGUUGGUACCAUUUCAUAUUUCUGUUGGUAUUAUCCAGUUGGAUUAUAUGCCAAUGCUGAACCGACAGACUCAGUUAACUCUCGUGGAGUUUUAAUGUGGAUGUUAUUAACUGCAUUUUAUGUUUACACAUCAACUAUGGGACAAUUGGCAAUCUCUUUGAAUGAAUUGAUUGAUAAUGCUGCUAAUUUGGCUACAACUUUAUUUACGUUAUGUUUAAUGUUUUGUGGGGUAUUGGCUGGUCCUAAUGUGAUUCCCGGGUUUUGGAUUUUCAUGUACAGAUGUAAUCCAUUCACUUAUUUGAUUCAAGCCAUUCUUUCUACUGGAUUAGCUAAUGCAAAAGUCACUUGUGCACCUAGAGAAUUGGUUACUUUAAAACCACCAAUGGGAGAAACUUGUUCUUCAUUUAUUGGUCCUUAUACCGAAGCUGCUGGUGGUUAUUUUUCCACAAAUAGUGAUGGUACUUGUUCAGUAUGCAGAAUCGAUUCAACCAAUCAAUUUUUAGAAUCCAUCAAUGCUUUGUUUAGUCAAAGAUGGAGAAAUUUUGGUAUUUUUGUUGCUUUUAUUGGUAUCAAUAUCAUUCUUACUAUUUUCUUUUACUGGUUGGCUAGAGUUCCAAAAGGUAAUAGAGAAAAGAAGAUGAAAAAAUAA